Molecule: messenger RNA, 3844 nt
Organism: Linum trigynum
Lineage: Eukaryota; Viridiplantae; Streptophyta; Magnoliopsida; Malpighiales; Linaceae
Source: the annotation of a GenBank genome assembly
UCACAAAUUAACUAUACAAAUUGUUCAUCACCAACCUAGAAAACUCAAGAAAAUUAAGGCAAAUCACAAAUUAUUCAUAAAUAACAUGAUUAAUUGAAAGUUUCUUUCUUUCAAUUAAGUUUGUUCACUCUCCACUCGAUAACAUCAACUUUAUUCUACACAAUUAGAAAGAAAAAAUUAUACAUGUCUUCACAAACAUAAAUAAGAUUAGUUGUUUAGAAUAUUAAAUAUACCGAGAAAAUUAAUUAUAUGGGAGUGAGCGGGUACCCAUGGGGCGGGUUUACCUAAACCCAAACCCAAUCCAACCCGGUGAAUAGUGAACGAGUUUAAACCCAAACCCGUCAACACGAAUUUUACCCGCGUUGACCGGGUUGGAUCGGGUGGGUACCCGUGGGUUCAGGUUUUGUUGCCAUCCCUAUUUGAAAAUCGAAAGGAAUGACGACCCACCACUAGCGCAUUGAGAUCAGAGUUUGAAGUUUGUCAGGCCCACCCACAUUUGCCGAGUUUGGCCCGCUAAGAGAGCCCAAGAAAGCAGUUAAUAAUUCAUCAUCACUUCUCUUCUCUGUUUUGUGUACUACUGUAAUAGACGCAUCGCGCAGGCGCCGUACUUCUCUGCUGGCGGUGGCGGUCACAUGCCCUAGCCCGAAGAAAUAGAAAGUGAUUAAGGGCGGUAUCAGCCUCUGCAGAAGACAAAACUUGCUGAAAAAAGAAAAGGGUAUGCACCAAUUCCUUUAGUAGGAACUGUCGUCUUUCGGUGCAUUGUUCUUUGGUAAAGAAGCCACAUCUGUAAUUAAUUUGGGAUGCAUUGAUUGAAAUUUUGUGCGAAUAUAUAUGUUUAGGGACGGAGAGGAUGUGUGAACUCACUGCCGAUAGGAUUACCACCCUUCCUGCGGAUGUGAUACAUCGGAUUCUGGUGUUCUUACCCAUCAAAGAUGCUGCCAAAACUAGUAUACUUUCAACCAAGUGGAGGCACCAUUGGAGGUGCACUCCUCAACUUGUGUUUGAUCUUUGGUUUGCUAACGAACACGGUGGAUGGGAAUCGAAUGAGAUGAUGAAUAAGUUGAUGUCUAUCAUUCACAAAAUCCUGCUUGUUCGCGAUGGGCCGAUAAGGAGGCUCGAGCUUUCAGUUCCUGGUUCAAAGCCCCAUGAGAUGGAUCAGAUUCUUAUUCAUCUUUCUAAUACAGGUCUCCAGGAACUCUGCCUUGAUUACUAUAAUCGUAGUCGUAUUUACAAAGUGCAUUCCACUCUGUUUGCUUGCGUUCACCUGAACUACAUGAGGCUUUGGUUCUGUGAAUUUAUUAGACACCCACCAUGGUUUCUGGGUUUUAAUAAGCUCAGGGUUCUUGAACUGGGGCACGUCAUCCUCCCCGCGGAUUUCUUUGGGAAUUUCCUUUCCAAGUACUGCCCAAUGCUUAAAAAGUUGAGCGCUAUAUAUUGUGAAGGUGUUGGUAAUCUUGAAAUCGUGGCGCCUUGUCUUGAAGAGUUCGACUUCCUCUGCUACAAGUUACAGAAAAUCUGCUUCAAAUGCACUCCUCGGUUAUCGACAGCUCGUCUUCGAUGGUACGGAAAGCUCAGCGAGGUUGUAGAUACAGUAGACUUCUCUGCUUCCCUCCCAGCGCUUGAACGGUUAUAUGUUGGCUUCCAAUUCCUACAAUACGUUGUUGCAGGUGAUAAUAAUGCCCCCAUCAGGCUUCCUAAUCCUCUCGAACGGUUAAAAUUCUUAACCAUCGAUCAUCUUGACAUGGGUUGCUUGAAGAAGGCGCGCCCUGUUGCUCGUCUGAUCAUGAGUUCCCCCAACUUGCAUGCGCUCACAAUUAAGCUGGAUACUAAGCAACUGGAUCAGCCGACAAACAGUAAUGCAGCAGUACCAAACAUAGGAACAUUGUUGGAAGCAGAAGACCGCAACGAUACCGGUUGUUGUUUACAGCACCUUAAAGUGCUCAGACUCGAGAAAAUGCAUGGGAUACAGGCUGAGCUGAAUCUCGUGAGGUUCAUAUUAGCCACGGCCCCGCUCCUGGAGAAGGUUCACAUUGCCACCAAUGACAAAUUGGAAGACAGAAAUGCCGCUGAAUGCAUGGAGGAGGUGAUGCAGUACAAGCGUGUUUCUCAAGUAGCAGAGUUCUGUCCUGUGGGUGGUCAAGGCUUAAAAGGCUCUGAUGAAUCCUUUCCGUCAACGAUGUAGAGCAAAUUAGAUGCUUGUCAUGUCCUUAUGAGGGUGAACACAAAACUGAUGAAGAGGAGGAAUAUUGUCGGAGGCUGUUAUGGUUUGAACACUUGCAGUAUAUUUGGAGGGGAAUGGCAGCAGAACUGGACUGGAGAUGCCCUGCAGUAAGCUACUUAAUUUCCAGUGUUCUGUGUUCGCUGGCUAUACACAGUUGAAGGUAAGAAAGAUGUUCGUUCUUGAAUCCAAAGCUUUUUAGGAUGGUACUAUAAAUAUUCAGAUUAGGCUAGGCUGAAAAUUUGUCUGUCCCGUCCCUGACCCGUCUCUGAAGGGUCAAGAUGUAUAACUGACCCGUCCCGUCCGUGUCUCCUUCUUGACCCUGUCUGACCCUUAAGGGUUGGGACGAGACGGGUCGGGUCAGUGGGUCGACCCUAAUCAACACACUACUUUUUUAUUAAUUACAUUUUGGUACCCAAAAUUAUUUUUUCUUCCAAUUUAGUACCUAAAAUUUAUUUUUUUACAAAGAAGCCCAUAAAUUUGGGGCAUUGCUAUUCGUCGCCCUAAAAUUUCUUAUUCGUCGCCCUAAUUCAGUCAAAUUUACUUUAAUGUCCUUAAAUCAUUUAUUUUUCUUUCAAACACUUAUCCCAACUUAAACUCAUAUAUUGCACCAAAAUUAACAAAAUAUAAGGAAAGAAACAACAAAAUAAACCUCAAAAUAAACUCAGCGACGGUGGCAACCUUUCUAUGGCCAUAUGAUCAAUGCCCUUGACCUCAGUUCCACCCUUGCUAGAAUGCUGUGUUUUUUUUUUUUUUUUGUAUUGCUGAUAUAUAUAAACUGGGUUCAACUGAAAUUAGCAACUUGACUUUGAAUCAGUGAGAAUAAGAAAUAUAUUGGUACUCUUAAAUUCAUCGAGCAAAUUUGAGUAGUCAAAAAGCACCAAGUCACCAACUUUAUCUACUAAUCGAGUAGGAACUCUUCCUUCCUCUGCAGCCACGGUGGCGACGGGAGGCAGAUCGGCGUCAGGCAGGAGCAGGGCAGCCGGCUUCCUCCAUCCCUCCGCACUCGAGUAGUAGCAGCUAGAGCAGGUGGCAGGGUUAGAAUUAUAAUUGAGUUGAGGGUAUAUAUGUCAAUUUGUUGUGUUAUAGGGCGAUAAAAUUUGAAUUUUAGGGCGACGAAUAGCAAUUCAGUAAAUUUGAUGGUAAAAUUACAUUUUGGUACCCAAAUUUUUUAUUUUUACAAGUUAGUACCUAAACUUUUAAAACAUUACAAAAAAGUCCAAUGUGGUGUGAGAUAUUUGUUGUUGCUAAGGAUCACAUGGUCAAAACGUGACCCGUCCCGACCCUCACAGGGUCAACAAAUGACCCAUCCCUAAUCGUCCCUGUAUACAAACUGACCCGUCCCGACCCUUAGGGACGGGCCAGUGGGUCUUCCGGGUCAAGCUUUCAUCCCCUAAUUCAGAUUACUACAAUUAUCAUUUGGAUGUUGAAAACUGUUGAUAGCUUAGAGAUUCUGAUAGUUUCUGUUUUGGUUCUUUAAUAGUCUCUGUGUUAUGAUUAUUACGAAAAAUUAUAUGUAGCUGAAUCCAAUUAAGCCUGCAUCUCCAGCAAAAUAGCAGUGCUGCUAAUUACUAACCGCUUCAAUAUCAACAACGAAUCUCUAAAGAAUAACCUGAUGCUCCAGCA